Molecule: messenger RNA, 1359 nt
Organism: Indicator indicator
Lineage: Eukaryota; Metazoa; Chordata; Aves; Piciformes; Indicatoridae
Gene: GPR61
Product: G protein-coupled receptor 61
Exons: 1
Coding region: 1-1359 (452 amino acids)
Biological process (GO): G protein-coupled receptor signaling pathway
Cellular component (GO): signaling receptor complex; plasma membrane; endosome
Molecular function (GO): G protein-coupled receptor activity
Source: RefSeq, a predicted model, not a curated record
AUGGAGCCCUCCCUGCCCGCACCCUGGGGCUGGAACGGCUCUAGGGGGGCUCGGGGGCUGCAGCCCAGCCCCAGCCCCAUGCCCCCCAACGGCACGGCCGACGCCAAACCUAAAGACGUGGCCUCCAAAUCGGUUGGGCUCUUCUUCAUGCUGCUGCUGGACCUGGUGGCCAUCGUGGGCAACGCGGCCGUCAUGACCGUGAUCGUCAAGACCCCGGCGCUGCGCAAGUUCGUCUUCGUCUUCCACCUCUGCCUGGUGGACUUUUUGGCCGCCCUCACCCUGAUGCCGCUGGAGAUGCUCUCGGGCUCGGCCGUUUUCGAGAGCCCGGUGCUGGGCGAGGCCCUGUGCCGGGUCUACCUGUUCCUCAGCGUCUGCUUCAUCAGCAUGUGCAUCCUCUCCAUCUCCACCAUCAACGUGGAGCGCUACUACUACGUGGUGCACCCCAUGCGCUACGAGGUGAGGAUGACGGUGGGGCUGGUGGCCUGCGUCCUGGUGGGCGUCUGGCUCAAAGCCGUGGCCACCUCCCUCGUCCCCGUCUUGGGUUGGUUGUCCCCCGACCACCACCGCCCCCCGCCGCCGCCGGCGCCUCCCGCCGGCCGAGGUUGCUCCUUGCAAUGGAGCCGCGGUCCUUACUGCAAGUUCUUCGUGGUCUUUUUCGCCGCCUUUUACUUCCUCCUGCCCCUCCUCAUCAUCGUGGUGGUCUACUGCAGCAUGUUCAAGGUGGCGCGGGUGGCCGCCAUGCACCACGGGCCGCUGCCCACCUGGAUGGAGACCCCGCGGCGGCGCCGCUCCGAGUCGCUCAGCAGCCGCUCCACCAUGGUCACCACCUCGGGAGCUCCCCGGACCACCCCGCAGAGGACGUUCGGAGGGGGCAAAGCCGCCGCCAUCCUCUUAGCCGUGGGGGGCCAAUUCCUCUUCUGCUGGUUGCCCUACUUCUCCUUCCACCUCUACACCGCCCUCAGCUCCCAGCCCUUGGUGGGGCCGGCGGCUGAGACCGUGGUCACUUGGCUCGGUUACUUCUGCUUUACCUCCAACCCUUUCUUCUACGGGUGCCUCAACCGGCAGAUCCGGGCCGAGCUGGGCCGGCUCCUGACCUGUUUCUUCAAGCAGCCGCCCGAGGAGGACCUGCGGCUGCCCAGCCGGGAGGGUUCCAUCGAGGAGAACUUCCUGCAGUUCCUGCAGGGCACUGGUUGCCCGCCCGAGCCCCGCCCCCGCACCCCUAGCCCCAAGCGGGACCAGCCCCCCAUCGAUUUUCGCAUCCCGGGGCAGAUCGAUGAGGACGCGGUGGAGGGCUCGGAGCAACGCGAUGGGGAUGGGCUCUGUGUGCCCGUGGGGGCCUCUCCCAAACCUGAGCUGUAG